Molecule: messenger RNA, 444 nt
Organism: Trematosphaeria pertusa
Lineage: Eukaryota; Fungi; Ascomycota; Dothideomycetes; Pleosporales; Trematosphaeriaceae
Exons: 2
Coding region: 1-444 (147 amino acids)
Source: RefSeq, a predicted model, not a curated record
AUGGCGACGCAACAAACGAGUUUGAACAAGUUCCUCUGGGAGCGGCAGGCGAGGCUCACGCCGCUGUUUGAGAAGGGCGAUGUGGAUGCGAUUUUGCACUUCUAUCAUGCGGAUUUAGAGUUCUCGGACUAUGCAUGGCACGCCACAAACCUGAACCUCUCCGGCUUCGAAAAGUUUCUCAGAUCAACCUACGACACGUCGUCUUCGCUGAAGAUGGAAACGCACGGCGUGCACGGCACGAAGGCGUUCUCGGUCUGGGAGUGGACGCUGAGAGUCGUCGCCGGCGAGGACGACCCGAUCCGCGGGCUGGUCAAGGGGAAGGAGAUUGUGCUAAGGGGGUGCAGUCUGCAUCAUUGGAGGCUGAGGGAGGGUGGCGAUGAGGAUGCGCUGGCGGACUGGCGGAUUGUGAGGGAGGCGGACUAUGCGUGUGGAGGGGGCCACUGA